CUGUUAACCAACUACAGUUACCAGCACUGCCUGUAGCCGAAAACGAAUAAGAAGAAGAAGCGACAUUACUAGGCAUUUUUGAUUGGGAUUGGGAAAAACAAAAGAAAAGUCGGCUAUAUUUGUGACCCCAGUAAAUUGAGAGUUCCAUUACAAAAUGACCAACGCAACGGACAUCGCUGCUAACGACGUGGAGAUGGAGGUGGAUCCAACGGUGGAGACGCUGGCUGACGAGAAGAAGAACCAAGAUGUGGCCGCCGUGCAGGAGAUCCGCGAGCAGAUUCGUCAGAUUGAGAAGGGGGUAGCUUCGAAGGAGUCGCGCUUCAUCUUGCGCGUCCUUCGCAAUUUGCCCAACACUCGUCGCAAGCUGAACGGCGUCGUCUUCCGGAAUCUUGCCCAGAGUAUUUACCCCGCUGGUGCAGAUCGUGAGGCGGCCGUGGCUUUGAUGCCCGCUGUGGAGAAAGACGCCACCGAGCUGCCCGAUGUUCCCAAAAAACAAGUGGCCACCAAGGCUCCAAUCGCCGAGGUCGAUGCCUACUUCUACCUGCUCCUGCUGGUCAAGCUCAUCGACGCCAGUGAUUUAAAGCGCGCCGGAAUUAGCGCCGACGCCCUAAUGUCCAAAAUCUCCAUCCAAAACCGACGCACCCUUGAUUUAAUUGGUGCUAAAUCCUACUUCUAUUUUUCAAGAGUGGCGGAGCUAAAGAACUCACUGGAAGGCAUCCGCUCCUUCCUGCACGCUCGACUGCGCACCGCUACGCUGCGUAAUGAUUUUGAAGGCCAGGCGGUGCUGAUCAACUGUUUGCUCCGCAACUACUUGCACUAUGCUUUGUACGACCAAGCAGACAAGCUGGUAAAGAAAUCCGUCUACCCGGAAUCGGCCAGCAACAAUGAAUGGGCGCGUUUCCUGUACUAUCUCGGUCGCAUCAAGGCCGCCAAGCUGGAGUACAGUGAUGCCCAUAAGCAUUUGGUCCAGGCCCUGCGUAAGUCGCCGCAGCACGCUGCCAUCGGCUUCCGUCAGACGGUUCAAAAGCUAAUUAUCGUUGUGGAGCUGCUUUUGGGCAACAUCCCUGAGCGUGUGGUGUUCCGGCAAGCCGGUCUUCGCCAAUCUCUUGGUGCCUACUUCCAGCUCACGCAGGCCGUGCGUCUGGGCAACUUGAAGCGCUUCGGCGACGUGGUAUCCCAAUACGGACCCAAGUUCCAACUGGACCACACAUUCACCCUGAUUAUCCGGCUGCGCCACAAUGUGAUCAAGACGGCCAUCCGCUCCAUCGGACUAUCGUACUCACGCAUCUCGCCGCAAGACAUUGCCAAGCGGCUAAUGCUGGACUCCGCGGAGGAUGCCGAGUUUAUUGUAUCGAAGGCUAUACGGGACGGCGUGAUUGAGGCUACGCUGGACCCAGCCCAGAACUUCAUGCGCAGCAAGGAAAGUACGGACAUCUACAGCACCCGGGAACCGCAGCUGGCCUUCCACGAGCGCAUCUCGUUCUGCCUGAAUCUGCACAACCAGAGCGUUAAGGCCAUGCGCUAUCCCCCAAAGUCCUACGGUAAGGAUUUGGAGAGUGCCGAGGAGAGACGCGAGCGGGAGCAGCAGGACCUUGAGCUGGCCAAGGAGAUGGCCGAGGAUGAUGAGGAUGGUUUCUAAGCGGCUGAUUCUACAAAUUAAUUUGUGCUUGCAUUCAUUUUUAUAGAAAUAUAAUCCGCAAUUAAAUAAGUUACAAUAA
Messenger RNA from Drosophila simulans, 1718 nucleotides. RefSeq names its product probable 26S proteasome non-ATPase regulatory subunit 3 (gene Rpn3). The record is from RefSeq and is a predicted model, not a curated record. NCBI's taxonomy places the organism in Eukaryota, Metazoa, Arthropoda, Insecta, Diptera, Drosophilidae. Gene Ontology annotation, biological process: regulation of protein catabolic process; ubiquitin-dependent protein catabolic process. The transcript is spliced from 2 exons. Bases 155 to 1639 code for a protein of 494 amino acids. Gene Ontology annotation, molecular function: enzyme regulator activity. Gene Ontology annotation, cellular component: proteasome complex; proteasome regulatory particle, lid subcomplex.